Micromonas pusilla CCMP1545 is the source of this 1262-nucleotide messenger RNA. RefSeq lists its product as uncharacterized. The coding region runs from base 1 to 1173 and encodes 390 amino acids. NCBI's taxonomy places the organism in Eukaryota, Viridiplantae, Chlorophyta, Mamiellophyceae, Mamiellales, Mamiellaceae. Gene Ontology annotation, molecular function: protein binding. The transcript has 2 exons. The record is from RefSeq and is a predicted model, not a curated record.
AUGACCACCGUCGCCGUCGCACGGUGGGUCACCCCCGCGACGCGCGGCCGCGUCGCCGCGGACCGCUCGCGCCGCGGCGCGACGACGCGGCGCGGCGCGCGCGUCAAGACGCGCGCGGUGUCCCCCUCGGGAUUGCCCGCGGACAACCCGGAAAACCCAAAGAGCGACGCGAAGAAGGCGUCGUCCAAGUCGUCCAAGGCGCCGGGCGAUCCCUCCUCCUCCUCCUUCUCCUCCUCCUCCCCGGCGGCGCCGUCGCCCGACGACGAGGCCGCGAACGUGGAGGCGCGCGCGAAACUUCAGAUCUCGCUCGAGGCGCGGAACGACGUGCGAGAGCGCAUGGACGCCGCGGUCGCCGCGGAGGAUUUCGAGACCGCGUCGAAGCUCCGCGACGAGCUGACCGAGCUCCAGAACGCCGACCCGCUGUUCGUCGCGACGCUCAAGAUGAACGCCGCGAUCGAGGAAGAGCGCUACGAGGACGCGGCGAAGCACAGGGACGAGAUCGCGGCGCUGACGCCGCCGCCCGCGCCGAAACCGCCGCGACGGAAACCCCCAGUGCCGUGCGAGAGCGACGAGACCACCGAGGGCGUCAACGUCCGCGUGCACUCGCAGUACGUCGCGUCGCGCUCCGACCCGUCCUCGAACCAGUACUUCUUCGCGUACUCGGUGCGGAUAACCAACACGUCGAGCGAGAUCGUGCAGCUGCGCGACCGCCACUGGAUCAUCAAGGACGACGACGGGCACGUGGACGAGGUGAAGGGCCCCGGCGUCAUCGGCGAGCAGCCGGUGUUGCUCCCGGGUCAGACGUUCGAAUACGCGAGCGCGUGUCCGAUGCGUACGCCGUGCGGGACGAUGGAGGGGACGUACACGUUCGUGAGGAUGGUGACGAAGAUGGCGGAGGAAGUCGUGGCGGAGGAGGGUGCCGAGGAGGAGGAGGGUGCCGAGGAGGAGGAGGAGGAGGAGGAGGAGGAGGACGCCGACGCGGACGCGGACGCGGCGGCGGCGGCGGCGGAGAGAAAAAGGAGGAAGAAGAAGAAGGCCGGAGACGGAGGGGGCGCGGGCGCGGGCGCCGGCGACGGUGACGCGUCGACGCAGGUGACGUACCUGCGCGAGGGCGAGCAGCAGGAUUUCACGGUCGUCGUCGGGAGGUUCGGCCUCGACGCCGAGGUGGACUGACCGCGUUCGUUCGCGACGACGACGAUUUGAUUUGAUUUGAUUUCAUUCGUUCGUUCGAGGAUCGUCGUCCUCGCCCGUUCGUUACAAAC